Molecule: messenger RNA, 663 nt
Organism: Lycium ferocissimum
Lineage: Eukaryota; Viridiplantae; Streptophyta; Magnoliopsida; Solanales; Solanaceae
Exons: 2
Coding region: 1-663 (220 amino acids)
Source: RefSeq, a predicted model, not a curated record
AUGGAAUCGCUCAGGAAGCUCUACGAGCAAGGUCAAGAGUUUAUCUCUAGCUUACCCGACCCUUCCACUCUUCAGUCCGAUUUGGAGAUGGCUCGGAAUGAGGCCAUCGAGGUCAGACGGGAACAUGACCUCCUAGCAGGGAAGGUAAGGGCUUUUGAAGUUCAUAAUAAGCGGUUAAUAGCCGAUGCUAACGCUACCCCUUCUCAGGCCCGGGAGUAUGUGACCCAGAUCGACCAGCUUCGGUUGGAGCUCAACGAGAUUAAGCCCGAGCUCGAGGCCUUCAAGGGUAAAAUGGAUGGUGUUGCCUCCGAGCGAGAUGCUCUCAAGGAAGACUUGGCAUCGGCUAAGGAUCAGCUUCGUGUGAUGACGGACAAGGCUGAUGAGAGGUCGAAGCUAAUUGCAGAACUCCGAUCGAAACUUGCCUCGGCCGAGUCGGAGCGGGACAAUCUUGGCCGUGAUAACAUCGAUCUGCAGGCCAAAUACAAUGAAGCCUUGGGCCGAAUCUCGAGUUUUAAUGGGAUGUUAGCUCAGUACAAAGCCGAUAUCGAAGAGGCCAAGAGGCUCGAGGCAGAGGCGAAGGCCAAGUAUGAUCCUGAGGGGUCGGACAGUGACCUCGAAUCGGAUGAGGGUGAUGCCGAGGGCUCGGAUGAAGAUCAGGCUUAG